This is a messenger RNA of Hyaloperonospora brassicae, 1662 nucleotides long. Lineage: Eukaryota; Oomycota; Peronosporomycetes; Peronosporales; Peronosporaceae. The record is from the annotation of a GenBank genome assembly.
AUGGUCGAUCAAGUGGAGUCGGCGGACGAACGUGCGCUGCGGCGCGAGCUGCUGGCGCUUGCGAAGAAGCGCGAGGCGCUCAUCAACUCGAAACGUCAAGGCGGGAAGGCAAAAACAACUGGACGAGGAGCUGCAGCUCGAGGCAGUGUGUUUGCACGUCUGGGAGAGAAGACAACUCGUGGCGCCAGACAGGCGUUCGAGCGCACGGAUAGGAACAAUACGCGCGGUAACGCUUCGUGGAGACUGGGGAAGCGUGACAACGACGACAAUGCUCGUCCACUGGGCAAGGCAGUAAAGAGACAGAAGUUACACUCCGCAGUAGCGAGACCGGAAGGUACGGGUCACCUGGUGGUGAGAGCGGAGACUAGCAGGGAAGCCACUACGUCGCCGUCGUCGGACGCUGCUCGUGCGCAGGAGCGGAAGCAGCGUGCGGUGGCUCCGUAUGCGCAGAAGGACGGUAUUGCACGCAGUCGGCGCAUGUUUGGUGCACUGAUGGGACAUUUGGGCAAAGCAAAGCGGCAGAUUGAAAAGGACACGGACUUGUUCAAACGUCAAGACACAAAGCAGCACGAGGCCGAGGAAAAAGAGAGAGCACAGAGCAAGAAUCUGGAAGACCAAGCCCGUCAAGAGGCCGAGGUUGCGCGACUGGAGGCGUUGGUGGCGCGCACUGAACUUGAUCGGAGCGAGCAGAUUGCGCGCGCCAAGUUGGAGCACUUGCAGAUGAUUCGGAAGAGCGAACGCCAGUCCAAGUUUUUGGUCACUAUUGCGUCACCACCGAUCAACUAUCUUCCCGCAAAGCACACGAAAGAGACGCAAGAGCUUGUUGCGGCGUCGAUGGAAGCCCAUGAAGCAAAGAUCAAAGCUAGUGAACAGAGUCACGAAGAGAAUCUGAGAAAGAUGGAAGCCGAGUUUGCGACCAAGUUGAAACAGCUUCGGGAAGAUCUGAAGGCUAUCAAGAAGCACGGAGUUGAAGAGACUGCCGACCGGCAUGCGACGAGUGAGAAGGAGGAGGAUGCAAUGGACGAAGGCGACCUGGAUAUGGACGAAGGGUCUAGAGAGCCCGAAGAGGUUGUGGAGCGUGGACAGGAAAGGGCGAGUGAGCAUAGCGACGGAUCUCCAGCGGCGGUAGUCGACAACAAGGAUACCGUCGAGCAACGUGCAUCCGAUAACGAGGCGGAUGAAUCAGCGGAACCAAUGAGUGCUGCUGAAGAGGACGAUCGCAGGUCUCCUGUACGACUAGAGGUGCGCGAAGAAAGCGGGCGGUCGGCUUCACGUCAGGCAAAUGCGGACGGCCCAGUCGUGGAUCACAGCGAUGCAGAGGCUUCAUCUCCUAGUCGCGUGAAUGAGGAAGACAAGGCAGUGGAGCUUGCGCAAGAGAGCUCGAAGCAGAAGACCGAUGAACCCGUCCGAGUGAGUGUCAGCAACGAAAGCGAGACAGCCGAAGCUGCAAUGAACGAGCAGGCCAAAUCGACAAGUCAGUCGGGUAUGGCUGCUAAGACAGCUGAUGACGAUGAGGUUCGUGCGGCCGUCAAUGUCGAUAAGCUGAAAGUUAUCGAGCUGCGGGCGAAGCUGAAGGAGCGAGGACUUGACACAAAAGGGUUCAAAGCUGCGCUCGUGCAGCGACUCAAGCAAGCGAUGCAGGACGACGACGAUGCCAAGUAA